AUGAAGAUUUAUACAAAGAGAGAGAACAAAUAUGUAGUUCGUUAUGAUAGAACAACACCGUUAUGGGAUGUUAUGAAAACAUUGUGGGAGUGCAAAUAUUUCGAACCUAUUUCUUAUGGAGAACUUUUCACAUAUACGACUGACUUAUAUAAACAGAACCUUGCACCAUUUAAAGAUUUGACAUAUGCUCCAAAGUAUUGUGUACAACUGAAGAAGAAAGCCGAGUCAAAAGAAGUAAAUAAGAAUAAGUGCAAGUUCAUUCCUGAGCACGUUUUCUUUGCUGACUUUGAGUGCAGUACUGAUGGCUUUCAUAAAGCUUUUAACAUCUGUUACGACAGUGAAGAUGGUUCAGUGAGUGAAAGCAUUUGGGGUCAGAACUGUGCAACAGAAUUUUUGGAACGACUUCCUGACAAGAGUUUAAUAUAUUUCCAUAACCUCAGUUAUGAUAUAAACUUCAUCUUAAGACACAUGACAGAAGUGAAAGGAACUCCCAUCAUUAAAGGUUCACGAACAAUGCAAAUAACUGGCUUAUAUAAAGGAAGGGCAAUUAUUAUAAAAGACUCUUACAGUGUUAUAAAUAAGAAGCUUAAACUAUUUCCUGCUAUGUUUAACUUACAAACAGGACCGAAAGAAGUAUUUCCAUAUAACUACUACAGCAGUGUUUUGUUAGCAAAUGACAACAGAACUGGUGUCAUUUCUGAAGCAUGUAAGUUUGUAAAAGAUAUUGAAACGUUCAUGAAAAACAUAGAUUCCAUCAAAGGUUGCAGAAUAGAUGAGAACCACUUCGACUUAGAAAAGUAUAGCACAUUUUAUUGCAAACAAGAUGUAAGAAUUUUAAGAGAAGGUUUUGUUAAGUUCCGCAAUGACAUAUUGAAAGAAUUUGAUUUAAACGUUUAUGACUACGUUAGUAUUUGUUCUAUUGCUAACAAAUUGUUUGAGAACAGAGUGUACUUCCCGAAUGGAAAUUUAUAUGACCUAUCAAAUAAACCAAGAGAAUUUAUUUCACGCUGUAUUCAAGGUGGAAGAU
Molecule: messenger RNA, 1027 nt
Organism: Trichomonas vaginalis G3
Lineage: Eukaryota; Parabasalia; Trichomonadida; Trichomonadidae
Product: organellar and viral DNA polymerase type B
Exons: 1
Biological process (GO): DNA replication
Molecular function (GO): DNA-directed DNA polymerase activity; DNA binding; nucleotide binding
Source: RefSeq, a predicted model, not a curated record